Messenger RNA from Cokeromyces recurvatus, 519 nucleotides. RefSeq lists its product as uncharacterized. The transcript has a single exon. The coding region runs from base 108 to 419 and encodes 103 amino acids. Lineage: Eukaryota; Fungi; Mucoromycota; Mucoromycetes; Mucorales; Mucoraceae. The record is from RefSeq and is a predicted model, not a curated record.
AAAAAAAUGCAUUUAUAAACUUUAUAUAAAUUCAUUUUAUUUUAUUUUAUUUUUUCUCUUCUUUUCUUCACUUUUAAUCUCUGGUAUAUAAUUCUAAUUUAAAAGAAAUGAAGCUCAUUCCUCAAUCUGUUUUCUUAUUUCACUUGCUUGUUCUUUCAAGCUAUGCUCUCCCAAUUGAACAAGAGUAUACUUUCAAAGAUUGUACAUCGAAACAAGCUGUUCUCUGUCAAGACUUUUUGCAAAAUGGUGGUUUGGACUGUCAUCGUAAUAGUCAAAUUAUCUGCUAUCAUGAAAAUCAAGAAAUGAACGAUCGUGACUACUGUACAUUUAAUGCUACUUACAGUUGCCGAACUUUCAGAACUAUCUACGGCUACUACUGUAAUGCUACAGACUGUAUACAAUCAAAUAAGGUUAUUUAAAAAAAAGAAAAGAAAAAGAAUCACUAUUCAUAUCUGUAUAUUCAAUAGUAGGCCUAUUUUAUUAUAUUUUAUUUCUUUUUUUUUUAAGUGUAAAAAAAAA